CCCUUUGCUCCUCUGCUCCUUCACCUGGAGACUGGGAGCCUGCCCUGGCCCUCGCCAUGGUGGUCCUCAGCCCUCCCGCCCCGGGGGUUUUACUUUCUCCAGGAGCUGCUGGCAAGGAUGUGGCAGGUGCUUGGGGGGGGGGCCCUAAGUGACCCACAGCUGGCCACCACCCUGUGCAGUCCGGCCACUGGAGGGCAGCAAAAGCUCGUUUCUUGGCCUACAAGGGCGGCGGGGCCUCCCAGCCAUGCCAGGACAGCUGGUAGGCCUCAGGCCAGCCGGCAAGGCCUGGUAGCCAUCUUCUCCUCACCUCUCCACGGGGCUGCAUGCCUCAGGGGUGCCCCAGGCCAGCUCCUGGUACAGGGGGGAGGUAAUCAGCAGGGAGGAAAGCGCUCCCCAUCCUGGGCACCCAUGGAGUCCCCUCCAGCCAGGCUCCGGCACUUGGGGCCUGCCCCACAAAUGCCACGUUGGGGCAGCGGGAGCCCUCACGGGAGAGGAGGUGUGGGGGUGAAGGAGGGUGUGAGAGCUGCAGUGACUGCUUUAGCUGAUUAUCCUUAUUAAUAGAAAUUAAACCCCGGGUGCCAGCUCUCCAAAGCCCCCACAUGCUCCCCUCCCUGGGCCGUGUGCACCCCUUUCCUGCUGCUAGAAAUGCACGAUGAGGCGGAUGGGGCAACGUGGGGGCCGCCGGCGCUAAGAGGUUUAGGGGAUUAAAGUGGGGGCCUCUCACUUCUGGGACGUGUGCGCGCUUGGGGUUAGAGCCUACCUGUGGGCACAGCUAGGAAGGAGGAGUCCCGACCUGUCUGAGUCCUGAAAAGAAAACAGGUUUCUGCACGUGUGGUGGGUGACUGACUCAUCCCUAGCCAGACCUUGACACGGGGCUGUCGUGUGGCAGCUGCUGAGGAUUUUUAUUUUUAUUUAUUUUAUUUUUUUAUAUAUGGAGGUUUUAGUGAGUGUGUUGAACCCCGCUGAUUGCCAUGGGGCAGGCUGGAUGCUCAAAGGGCUCUGUCAGGGGAGGAUGGCCGUGACCUGCCUGACGCUCCUGAAUGCAGCGAGGUCCUCCUGGGGACACCACGCAGCCUGCCCCCAAAGCAGGUCAGCUGGGUCUAACCCCAGCCAGCCCUACAAGCCUCCCAUGGUGGCACUUCCUCAGCCAAUCUGCCUUGCAUCUCGGCUUUGCUGCCUGCUGGGCACACAUCCUGCAGCCUUGACCGAGCUGCCUGCCAUAAAACCGUGCCAGCUCUUCUCCGUCCUUCUGGCAGGCAGCUAGGGAAAUAGCUUGGGAAUUUCAAGUGUGCCUUAAAAGCUGAGAGCUUGGGGAGACUGUAAAAAAAUAGCUGCCUUCCUCCUUUUUUCCUCUUAUUAAUGUAGAGGCCCAUUUUGUGCUCAGGGCUGUGAUAUUAAAGCAGUGAUUCCCUGCUUCAGGUGCAGCUCCUUGCUGCGUGCUACCUCAUGUCCUUUGCUGCAGCUCUUCCUUGCUGUGCUCUUGUCUGCUGCUACUCCUGCCCCACUGCCUCCUUCCCUGCGCCCCUUGCUCCCAGCAUGACAGUGGCUUGGUUCAUCACCGACAUCCCCGCAACCCCUUCCUUCAUCUUCCCCCCUGUAAAUCUGCCCGCUGUGAGCCAGCGCUCUUCUGGUGGGGCAAACGGUGAGGAGCCUUUAGGCAGGCUCCCAGCUGCCUCUCGGAGCCGGGCAGCGGGAUUACCAGGGGAUUCGGGCUGAGGCAGGCAGCCAGCCACCUCCUUCCCAUUGGCUGGAAAAGCCUCUUAAAAGUAGAGAAGUGCUUUCUGCCCGCUCAGCACCUGCCAGGCUUUGCUGACUUGAAACUGUAAGCGGCUGCUGACCCACAUCGAUGCUGGGAGUGCCGUGGGGCACUACCUGCUGGCUGGGCUGCACCCGCAGCAGGCAGGGGGGUCCCCAGAGCAAGUUGCCCCCCAACGGGGGACAGCAUCAAAGUCUGAGCACAGCAGGUUGUGAGGGGGAUUAGCUCUCCAGGUGCCCUGAAGGGAAAGAGCGGGGCCACAAGAAACCUUUCAAAGGGUGACGGAUUCCUGCAGGCAUCAGCCUGCACCUGGCAGACAGUGCAUCCAUCAUGGAGCGAAGAGCCAGCGGUGCCAUCUAACCAGGUGCCCUCAUCCAGAGCUGGGAAGCGCCGCCUGGAUUGGUGUGUCAGGAGGGUGAAGGAGGAGCUGCUGACGGGUGCACUUGGCCCCUGGGGGCUUGGCCUGUGCCGGGCAGUCGUCGCUUCCUCGUGCAGGUCAGUGGUAUGGAGGGAUGUUCACACCAGAGCUCUGCUGGUGUCGUGGCUUGUUGACAGGACAGCUUGCUCCAGGCCUGCACUGGUUUAAUUCUGCCACAAAUGCUUUCUCAGGGUAUUAUUUCCGGCUGGGAGGUUGGUGGUGUGAAUCCUGGCCCUAGCAUUUGAUGAACAGCUCCCCUCCCCAUCCUUACCAUGCUGGGAUGCCAGGAGCCAUCCCAGUGCUCACAUGGACCCUCCUAGGUACUGGUACUAGUGCAGCUUGCUGGACAGAGCUUGGUUUUGCUGGGCAUCAUCAAGCAUCAGCUGCUUUACGAUGGGAAUGUGCUCUGUACGCAUCUGGGGGCUGACAGCAAUGACUGAAUGACUUAGUGACUUCUUGUGUCAGUGCAUGUCCUCUUCAGGGAAGUGUGAACUUAGAUAUGGUAUUUUUACCUAUAUAUAAAAACUCCCUGGUUAAGGAGGAAAUAACAGCAAGCUGUAGAGUAUGCAAAGGCAGGCGCAGGGUAUGCUGGUGUGACCACUGUGUGCAGCCGCGAGCGAAAGAGCUAGCAUAUGUACUGUGAUGUUAUUGACUGAGGCAGCUCCAAACCGCCUUGCUCAAAGCUGGGAUAAAUCACUAACAGAGCUAUAGUAUAUUGGCCUUAGUGGGAUCACCACAGGUGAGCUAGUCUGGUGCAUCUCAUCUAUUUCAGGCAGUAUCUAGGUGCAGUCAGGCAGAUGCCCUGUCAUGUGUUGCUGUACACUUACAUGGCACUAUGUAAGUGGAUCCUGCAGGUACCUAUCCAGCCCUAGACUCAGCCAGUUUUGAUGAAUAUUUGUCUAAUGUGCUCUUCAAAAUCAAAUGCGAUUGAUUCACUAUUGAUGGGUGAUGCUACAGAAAUCUCUGAAGGGCAUGUCACGGAAAGAGAAAUAUUUUCUUGCUAGGAUACUGGGAUGUUUAUGGGAAAAGUGGGAUGAAACAGAAUGGCUUGACUGAUACAAUUUAAUUUGUGAUGCAGGAAUAGAACAAGAAGAGCAGGGCUGGGGAGAGGGGCUUGGAUAAAAAGCAUCUGGAUAUGUUUGGUGGCAGAUACUUUUAUUUGCGGUAGCUGUGUGCAUCAGAUGCUGCAGUGAUUGACGACUAACACUGAUCUAGAAAUCUUUGUACUUUUGCAGCAGGUUGCCUUUUGUACAGAUGUAACUAGCUUGCCGGUCAAGGGGAGCUGGGAGAGGAGCAGCAGGCAGGUAACGGCAGAUGCUGAGUGAGACUGUUCAGUCAGGCUGUGCUGGUGCUGGUGAUCAGGAUGACCACUGGUAUGGUGUGGGUGUUUGGCGAGUGUAUAAUGAAUCCUUUCGUCCUUGCAAUGAUUCCUUGGCUUGCAAGUGUCUUUCCAGCAGCCUGUUCUCAGCUGCUGUCUCUGCCAUUUGCCACAGUCCCUGAGACUUGGGUUGGGAGAGAGAGACUGAAAGCAGCCUCUCUGAUUUUUGCUUUUGGCUGUUUGGGGAAUAUGGAUAAAUAAAGAUAACUUCAAGAGCAAUCAAAGUAAAAGCCUGCUGAACAACCCCAGCUCUGCCACUGAUUCACUGCAUGUUCCUGAACGUGUCAUGUGUCACUGAAUUUGCCUUGGGUCUCUCCAAUGAAAAAAAACAGGUGUGCACAUGUGUGAGUGUGUGUUUGCCAGAGUACUGUGUGCAUAUAUAUGGCUGGGAGGAGGGAAAAUACUGUGUGAAUGCUCUAGUUCUUAGGCUAUUUGUUAGUGCUUCUGGUUUUGCUGCUCUUAGCUCCACCAGCAAGAUCUGACUGCACGGGCUGAAAUGCAGAGCAGCUCCUGCUGUGCUCUGGCUCCUGUGUUCAGCCCGAGAACUGUUAGGAUAGGGCCACCCAGAAGAAGAGCUGCUUCAACCCACCUUCAGAGCCAGAUCCUGCUCUCCUUUUUUGUGGUUGUCAGAUUCCUAGAGGCUUGGGGAGCUCUGCUGCAGCGAUGUGUGGCUGUAGCAGUGGCAGACGCUGAGUGCUAGGAUGAACAACCCCUUCUGCAUUUUCAGGAGCAAGGGUCCUCUAGGGAGAGGAAGAAGGGAGACCACUGAGGGCAGCUGGUGACUCCCAUCCUACCCUUCCCUCUACAAGCUGAUCUUGGCUCAGGAGCCUGAUUAAAACCAACUGGCCCAAAACCGCUUCCUGUGUUCUCAUGUCAAUGCACUGUGGGUGCAGAUGGCCACAUACCUUGCUGUGCAGUCCAGAACUGGCCUUAUCUUGUGUUGUCUUGCAAGUCUCUCUUCCAGCAACCCCAAAACAAUGUUUUUAGACCCUUCUCAGAGCAUUUCCCAGCCUUAUUUCCAGUUGUGGCUCUGCAUGCCGAACCUCCCGUGGCCUGGGAAACACCAGUUGCUCUCCCCUCCAUCAAGCUUCUGCAGUGUCACGGAGUAGGACCCCUCUUUCCAUGCAGUAGCCCUUUAUGCGGGCUCUGACCCAACUUGUCCCACCUGUGCCUUUGGCUGAGGGCUUUGCACUUGUUUAAUGCUAAAGUAACAGCAGAGUUAUGAGAAUUGGGAAAGAUGUUCCCAUUGAUUGUAGGGUACAGAGAAAAGGGACCUUCUUGAGAUGCCCACACCCAGACCCAAAGAUUCAAAGCUAGCCCUGUGUGCCCCAUCUAUAGGAGUGUCCUUGCCCACUUGGCAGUCUCCAGUUAGCAUGCAACUGCUGGUAUUUUCCGUGACUGCCUGCACCAAGUGAUGGGAAUGUUGCUUCCCUCUUGUAGUCCUUCAGCCAAGGAAGCUGGGAGGACACCCAUGUUAAGGGUGUACAGCCAGCAGGAGAGUGCUAGGACAAACUGAACCAGGCAAAACAGUGUGGCAAACUCCCAGCUUAGACAUGCAAAAAGCCCUCUGCUUUCUAACACCUGUCAGAUGCUACUUGGGAGCAUCUAUAAUCCAAGGGCAGUGACACUUUUGCAUACAGGUAUGAAAAUAAGUCUGGCUGACCAAGAAACUGAGGCCAGUGGUACUGCUCAGUGCUGGAAGGGGUAUGGCAGAGACCUGGUACCUAGUGGAGAAAUGAAAAAAACAAACCCACACCAGCCAAUUGGAGCAUAAUUCUUGGGCAGCUUAACAAUCCUGAGAGCAACUCACAAGACAUCCCCUCUAAUUCCCUCCUCCUCCCCCCUCAGGCUUUGUUCCAGCCCCUCUGUGUAGAUACAGAGCCUUAAUCUCUCUGGCAUGCAAGUAAUCACUGCCAUCGGUUUGCUGUGCUCUCCCCCUUCACCCAUUUCCCAGAUGUGCUCCCUUGCAGCAGGGGAGGGAGGGCAAGGGAGAGGGUUGUGUGCAGAGGCCUCCCAGGGGAAAGCCGAUGGACUAACGCAUCUCCUCUGCCCUGCUGUGGGAGGCUUUGCAGCCAGGCAGAGCACGGUAGGAGGGGAGAGGCUCAAAGACUCAUCUUGGGAACUGAGGGAGGUUCACAUCCCUGGUUCUGACCUCGCACAGGCCUGCAGGUGAGGCUGGAUAUUGCAUGAGUGUGAUGCUGCAGCCUCCCUCCUGCCCCCAGUCCUUCACCACAUCAGACAUAGCUGGCUGGUCUCAGCUGGGACUGUGACCCUGCUUGGCUAUGUCUGGACGAGGAUUAUGGAACUGUGGGCUGCCCUGUGCUUGGGGGGGGGGGCUUUCCACUGCUGCCUGCCCAUGGCUUGACCCAGCAUCUCCAUGCAGCCCUUCCUUGCCUGGCAGGAUGAAGGUGCAAAGAGAUGACACAGGUCCUUGAUGAGGCUCUUGGAGCUUGGAGGCAGUGGGUCUUGGAGAGAAACCUCCUUGCAGUAAACAUUUGUGCUCUGUGCUCUCCUCUUCUUGCAGUGUCUGGAGAUCCCUCUCUCUGUUGCCCUUCCUCUUCCCAACUUGUCUUUCCCCUCUCAGACUAGACGAUGGGGAGCGCUGACCCAGAGGAAGGGCAGCUGCCAGCUCCGGUGAAGCCUCCAGAUGGCGGCUGGGGCUGGAUUGUGCUCCUCGGCUGCUUUGUGAUCACUGGCUUCUCCUACGCUUUCCCGAAAGCGGUCAGUGUCUACUUCAAGGAGCUCAUGAAAGAUUUCCAUGUGGGCUACAGUGACACAGCCUGGAUCUCCUCCAUCAUGCUGGCUAUGCUCUACGGGACAGGACCAGUAUGCAGCAUCAUGGUGAACCAGUUUGGCUGCCGUCCCGUGAUGCUCAUUGGCGGGCUGCUGGCUUCCUCUGGGAUGAUCCUGGCAUCUUUUACCACCAAUAUCAUUGAGCUUUAUUUGACAGCUGGUGUGCUGACAGGUCUGGGUAUGGCACUGAACUUCCAGCCCUCCUUGAUUAUGUUGGGCACCUACUUUGACAAACGUCGGCCUCUUGCCAAUGGACUGGCUGCUGCUGGGAGCCCUGUCUUCCUCUCCUCCCUCUCUCCACUGGGUCAAGUGCUAUUAGAGAAGUUUGGUUGGCGAGGAGGGUUCCUCAUCAUGGGGGGCCUACUGCUUAACUGCUGCACCUGUGGGGCAGUCAUGAGACCCCUGGAGAUGGGCGUGAAACGGAAGAUGGAGAAGGUCCAGGACAAAUACGAAGUCAAGGAGAUGCUGCCUAUGGGAGGAAAGUCAGAGGAGGGUAUCAGCACCACUGAUGGAACCAAGAAAGCUAAGAAAGCCAAGAAGAAGUCCAAGAAAGGAAAGAAGCUGCUAGAUUUUAGCAUCUUUUCCAACCGGGGGUUUGUUAUUUACACCAUCUCGAAGUUCAUCCUGGUCUUAGGUCUCUUUGUGCCUCCUAUAUUGCUGGUCAACUAUGCUAAGGACACGGGAGUACCAGACACAGAGGCUGCAUUCUUGCUUUCCAUCAUUGGUUUCAUAGACAUCUUUGCCCGUCCAGCCUGUGGCAUGGUGGCAGGGUUGAAGUGGGUCCGCCCUCACGUGGCUUAUUUGUUCAGCUUUGCUAUGCUCUUCAAUGGCUUGACAGACAUCUGCAGCGCCAGGGCUAGCAAUUACACAGGGCUUGUCAUCUUCUGUGUCUUUUUUGGAAUCUCUUAUGGCAUGGUGGGGGCACUGCAGUUCGAGGUGCUCAUGGCCAUUGUCGGCUCCCAGAAGUUCUCCAGUGCUAUCGGGUUGGUCCUACUUAUUGAAGCUGUUGCAGUGCUCAUCGGUCCGCCCUCUGCAGGCCGCUUGGUUGAUGCUCUCAAGAACUACGAGGUGAUCUUCUACUUGGCGGGCUCCGAGGUGGUGCUCUCAGCUCUCUUUCUGGCCAUGGCCACUUACUGCUGCCUCAGACGGGGGAAGAAAAAGGCACCUCCCCCAGAGAAGUCCCCCUCAGUGGGCGGUGGGAGUGACACCGAGGAAGCUGAGUCUGAUGUGCAGGAAGCUGAGGAGCACAGCAGUGACAACAACCAGCCAGCCCACAGCACCGAUGAUGCCGUGGUGGGGGCCAGUGAGGAGGCAAACCACGUGGCUGCAGAAGAGCAGAGUGGGGAGGGAGGUGGGUGUCCUGAGGGGGAUGGGGAGGUGUUGGCACGAGCCAGCUGCAGCACUGACCGGAUAGUAGAGCGGGACAGCUUUUAGCCAGGACAGAGGAAUCGAGACAAUGCGAAUGGAUGUAACUGGCCUGGUGUGCACGUAAAUCGGCAAGGGAGGGUAGAUGGGGUGGAGAAGGGUGAGGCAGAAGUGGAUGUAAGAAGUAAGAGGGAGAGAGUCUAGUAGCUGGUCUUUAUGUAUAUAUAUCCACAUACCUGCUCAGUGAUACGUCUACUUGCAUACUACACCCAUGCUGAUACAACACAGGCUCGGAACAGCCUGAACACCAAAAAAAAAAAAUCCCCCCAAAACCCCGAAACAACACAACCUUUUUCCCCUCCCUCCGAACCAGCCCUGGAAAAAGUAUUUUGAAGAGGCUGCACAGGACUCUCCUUUCCUUCUGUAUUGUCGCAAUACAAAACAAAACAAGAAGAGACUCUUUGUAA
Molecule: messenger RNA, 8177 nt
Organism: Dromaius novaehollandiae (emu)
Lineage: Eukaryota; Metazoa; Chordata; Aves; Casuariiformes; Dromaiidae
Gene: SLC16A8
Product: solute carrier family 16 member 8
Exons: 4
Coding region: 6145-7779 (544 amino acids)
Biological process (GO): monocarboxylic acid transport; transmembrane transport
Cellular component (GO): plasma membrane
Molecular function (GO): monocarboxylic acid transmembrane transporter activity
Source: RefSeq, a predicted model, not a curated record